CCUUUGCUUUGACAAUUCAACAAAACUGAUUAAAAGAAACAAAACACCCAAAGAUAUGCUGUAGUCUCAUUUGGCUGAAACUGACCUAAUGGCGCCUCUACUGGCUGCAGCCCAGUACUGCACUCCCAUUUUUCCAAUUUACAGUGCAACCAAUUGAAGUCUGUUAAGUAGUAAGUUCUUAUUACUAAAAAGUGUCUGUUUCAUACACGGUGGAGCGCUUUUGUCGACAAAAGGGGUGAUUUUUAUGAGUGAAAAGGGACUCACUUGAGUCAAGAGCCAACACGGAGGCUCGCCAUGUGGCUGAUGGCGAGCGUCCGCUGCGUUUGGGACGAGGCAGCCUACCAGGCUUCAGAGGAUUAGGGGAUUUACGGAGGGAGAGAGAAAAAAAAAACGCUUCACUGAAGUUAAGCUUGCAGAAAAGGGAAAUUAAAUAGAACAAUUUGCAGGAUUGGGAUUUUUUUUUUUUUUUUUUUUCCGGCGGGGGGCAUGAAAAGCAGUAUGACUGACGGUUGCUGUCACUUCUGCGUGUACUUUUGAAAAAUACAUACAGGAUUUCACAAACAUCACAGCACCUCCUCUACAAGCUCCUUGGCUGCUCGCUUCUGCCAACCUCUCACCAGCCUCCCCUUCCCGCAACCCCCGACCCCCGGCCUCCCCGAUGCCUAAAAACAGCAAGGUGACGCAGCGCGAGCAGAGCCACGAGCACGUCACCGAGUCGGUGGCUGACCUGCUCGCGCACGAGGAGCCCCUCGACUACAAGAGCAGCUCGCUGAACGUCGGCGCCGGCGGAGAGAAGAAAGCGCCCCAGAUCGAGGUGCCGGAAAAUGACGGGCGGCCGGCAUGGAACAGCAAACUGCAGUACAUCCUGGCACAGGUGGGCUUCUCUGUGGGCCUGGGGAACGUGUGGCGCUUCCCCUACCUGUGCCAAAAGAACGGAGGAGGAGCUUAUCUCGUCCCCUACUUCAUCCUCCUCCUCGUCAUCGGCAUCCCGCUCUUCUUCCUGGAGCUGGCCGUGGGUCAGAAGAUCCGACGUGGGAGCAUCGGGGUGUGGAACUACGUCUGUCCGCGCCUGGGCGGGAUCGGGAUGUCAAGUCUGAUGGUGUGUGGCUUUGUGGGGCUCUACUAUAACGUGAUCAUAGGCUGGAGCAUCUUCUACUUCUUCCAGUCUUUCCAGUAUCCUCUGCCGUGGAGCGACUGUCCUAUCAGAAAGAACGGGACCCUUGCUAUCGUGGAGCCAGAGUGCGAGAAGAGUUCGGCCACUACUUACUUCUGGUACCGCCAGACCCUGAACACGACCAGCACCAUCGCGGAGAGCGGCGGCCUCAACGUUAAAAUGACUUUAUCUCUGCUGGCGGCGUGGAUCAUCGUGUGCAUGGCCGUCAUUAAAGGCAUCGCAUCUUCCGGGAAGGUGAUGUACUUCAGCUCUCUUUUCCCCUAUGUGGUGCUCUUCUGCUUCCUGGUCAGAGGUUUGAUGCUGAAGGGGUCCGUGGAUGGCAUCUCACACAUGUUCACUCCAAAGCUGGAGAAGAUGCUGGAGCCCCAGGUGUGGAGAGAGGCGGCCACCCAGGUGUUCUUUGCCCUGGGACUGGGCUUCGGCGGGGUCAUUGCCUUCUCCAGCUACAACAAGAUCGACAACAACUGCCACUUUGACGCCGUGCUCGUCUCCUUCAUCAACUUCUUCACGUCCAUCCUGGCCACACUGGUGGUGUUUGCCGUGCUGGGCUUCAAGGCCAACAUCAUGAAUGAGAAGUGUGUCGCAGACAAUGCUGAGAAGAUCCUAGGAUACCUCAACUCAAACGUGCUGAGUCAUGAUCUGAUCCCUCCCCAUGUGAACUUUUCUCACCUCACCACCUCCGACUACGCUGAGAUGUACCAGGUCAUCAAGACGGUGAAAGAGGACAGCUUCUCCCGGCUGGGUCUGGAUUCUUGCAUCCUGGAGGACGAGCUCAACAAAGCUGUGCAAGGCACCGGCCUGGCCUUCAUCGCCUUCACAGAAGCCAUGACGCACUUCCCGGCAUCGCCAUUCUGGUCCGUCAUGUUCUUCUUCAUGCUCAUCAACCUGGGCCUGGGCAGCAUGAUCGGCACCAUGACCGGCAUCACCACGCCCGUCCUGGACACUUACAAGGUCCAGAAGGAGGUCUUCACAGUGUGUUGCUGCAUCGUGGCCUUCCUGUGCGGCCUGCUGUUCGUCCAGCGCUCAGGGAAUUACUUUGUCACCAUGUUCGACGACUAUUCCGCCGGGCUGCCCCUCACUGUGGUGGUCAUCCUGGAAAAUGUGUCGGUGGCUUGGAUUUAUGGCACUAAAAGAUUCAUGCAGGACUUGGAGGACAUGUUGGGUUUCCGGCCCAACAUAAUCUACUUCUACCUGUGGAAGUUUGUCUCCCCCAUCUGCCUCAUCGUGCUCAUCUCCGCCACGGUCAUAGAGCUGGCGAUCAGCCCGCCUGGCUACAAUGCCUGGGUGCAAGAUCUGGCUCAGGAACGCUUCCAGAGCUACCCCUUGUGGGCACUGGUCAUGUGUUUCGCUCUCAUUGUCGUGGCCAUGCUUCCUCUCCCCAUCGUCUUCAUCGCCCGUCACUUCAACCUGAUGUCGGACGGCUCCAACAAGCUGUCCGUCUCCUACCGUAAGAGCAUGAUGAAGGACAUUUCCAACCUGGAGGAGCAGGACGAGGCAAGGUUCAUCCUGGGCGCCAAACCCGGCGACGCCCCUGCGUCAGUGCCAGCACGCAAAGCCUACUUGGCUCCUGGAGGAGGCAAACCCCUGGACCCCAACUCCUUGUCUCCUAACAGCUGCUAUGGGACGGGCUACCAGAAUGCUGCCAUCAGCCCUGCCACGCCGACCACUCCUACCACACCUGAGUCUGACUUUUGACUGUGUCCAAACACCGUCCACUGGGAUAGGAUCUUUCUACCACCAAGCCUCCACUAGGGGUCACUGCCCACCAUCAAAUAGCAUUAAUGUAGCAGUCUAAUUAAGAUAAGGUUAACUAUGCAGUGUCUACUGUACAUAUAUGGUAGCAUCAGGCACUGCAGCUCUGCACAAAAAAAUAAUGAUUAAUGUUUACAGAGCUCUCUGUAUCAUAAACCACACACUGUAAGCUGCUCUAAAAUCCCCCAUUAACUGUAUUUCCUCAUAUAGUGGCCAGGCAGGGGAGUUACCCAAGUGCAGAGAGGAUCAGGGAUGUGUUUUCUGCGGAAAAACUGACUAUUUUUUGACAAAAAAAGUUACAAAUUUAAAAAUGUAAAAAAAAAACACACACAAUUGCUUAAUUGCAAAUAUGCGGGGGAUCCACUAUAAUACAGUUUGUGUUACCAGAAAGUUUGGGUAUCGUCAUCCGGCAAACACUGUAUCAGCGCAAUUCACUUUCUACACCAAAGAAUAAGAAACACACGGCAAAACACUUGAAAUCUUCAUGUUCCUAUACAAAAACAGUAUACACUCAUGUUUAAGUGCUGCAAAAGCACAACAAAUUAUGCUUUGGAACAAACUAUGGUGCACACUUAAUUGAUUGGUGAGCUUAAUUGUGGUUGAAGACACACUAUGGAAGCACAAAUGAUCCUUAAUAUUGACCAGAGGUGUGGACUCAAGUCACGCGACAAUUUUGAUGACUUUGGACUUGACUUGGACUUUGAUAUUGAUCACUCGGAUUUGACUCGGGGUUUAGUCUUAUGACUUAAGAUUUUCAGUGAGUGUGUCGAGUUAAAAUGUGUCCCCAUUCAAAGUAUUGAACUAACGUGACCGUCAUGUCAUUUCCAGCAGGACACCCAAUAUUCCUGCACAAUCUGCCUCAUUGAAUGCAUCUAUUAACAUCCAGUCAGGUUUAAGGACAAAGAGGGUAUGGCUUACAUUUCUUUGAGCGCCACACUGCUGGAGAGUGGCGAUUAACACCGGGAUGUGUCUACAUGCUACAGAGCAGGGGCGUAUUUACAGUAGUCAUUUGGGGCCCUCCACAUCCUGGUACUGCACUGACUUAAGUUUUAUUGUCAUCUCAAUACAAUGUCUUCAAUGCGGGCAGCAGCUAGUUACAUAGCCAUGUUUAUAUACUCUCCCAAAAUCGAUUUUAAAUAUUAAUGUUUAUCAUCUUCCUCUUCCUGCCUGCUUGGAGACGAGAGACGAGGAAAACAGACAUUCAUUGCACAUGGCAAUUCGUUUUCAUUUGUUUCAUUAUCGCCCCAGGCCUAGUGCCCAUGAGAUAUUUUUGUUCUGAACGAGAUAUCUUGUGACACCCCUACAGAUUAUGCAUUUUGGUGUAGUUUUAAACGGUCACUUAUCAACUUUGCUUAAAUAUGUUCUAUAUUGUUUGUAAAUUUGUUCUACGUUGGGCGUUUCCCAAGUGAAGUCCUUCCCAAGUAAACAUGGCGGUAUACGAGACAGAGGAUGUUUACAGUGAUUAUAGCAAAGAUUUGAGCGGUGUGUCAACAGUUUGAGGAGUAAGAAACAUCUGGAGAUGAAAUAGAAACCUGCAGAACAGGGAAUUGAGCCGUAUUUAUUCGAACCACCGACGAAACUAGCGUUUCUGAUGACAAAGACAUGGAGAUGAAGAUUGAUUGGCUUCAAAACACAGAAAACAAACUUGCAGCAUCACUUGGACACUCAACAGCCAGCAGCAACACGACGAUAUGACAUGACUACUAUACUGAUUAAAAAAUGUACCGAACAAACUCGACGAGCUACCUCGACAAGCGUUUCUUUGCACUGACAACACUUGGGAAAGGCCCCUUUUCUGCGGCACAAACAUUAAGUGUAAUUUUUGAACAUAGAACAUAAUUACAAACAAUACAGAACAUAUUUAAGCAAGGCUGAUAAAGCAUGUUAGUGACCCUUUUAAGCACGUCAAUUAAGACUAAAGCAGUAAUAUGUACUUUAAUGUACUUUAUUAGUUCUUAUGAGACGUUUGGUGGGGGGGCUGGAAAUCUCGGGGCCCUAGGCAAUUGUCUGUUUUCCUAAUGGUAAGUCCGCCCUGCUACAGGGGAGUGCAUUUCUCAAAUUAUGCGGUCAUGGUAUUUUGUUUGGUAAACACGGAAGGACUGAACAUUUCAAGCCUAUGACUUCGGACUUGACUCGAUUUGUCUUGACUUGGACUUGCACGUCUUUACUUGGAUAAAAGACUUGAGACUUGCAAAACACUUGACUUUCUCCCUCCUCAGAUGUUAAUGCAUACAUGAAAGGCAAGCACAAACGCUGCACAUUACUAAAAGAUUGUGACGCAUCAGCAUAGCACCAACAUAUUGUCGAUUAAAUGUCACUAAAUGGCACAAACACAUUUAAGCACCAAAUUCAUGUGUUGAUUGUAAAGAACAUAGUAGCUGCAGAUUAUUUAUUACAAAGCAGAUAACAUUGAUUUUUUUUUUUUUUACAUCACAAUAUUUAAAAGCUGUGCUGUUACUAAAAGGAUUAUAUUUAUAUUGCGGUAUAUUUGCAGUACUGUAUACGUAGAUGUGAAUAUCAUGUAGAUGUACUGUAUAGUGAAGCGCAUUCCAAUUGUAUAUUUACUAUUUUGUAGUUUGUGUUCCUGUAGUUUGGUAUGUUAUGUAAAUAACGACACGUAAUGGCUUUAUCGUUGUCUUUUGUCAGCAAGCGUAACGCGCUAGGAUGACUUGGAUACACUUUCACAUGUUAGCAUUUGUUCCGUUUGUGCUUCUUAAAGCAAUAACCGUUUAAAGCGCAGGAAUGUGAUAAAAGGAUAGGGCUGAUGGAAGGGGAGCAAAACGAUGAUUUUCAGUGGAUAGUCCGCACAUGCUUGUGUGUGUGUGACUGCAGGGUCUGUACUGUAUAUUCUCCUCAGUCAUGAUUGUACUAUGAUUACCAUUAUUGUACAAAGAAAAUGUGGUUUCACUAGAAAUACUAAUAAAGAUUAGGGUUACAAGGUGAAAUGCCUCAUAAUAAUUAUACAAUAAAAUCACAUGAAAUUGGUCCUAUCCUGCUCAUUUCAGUGAUUUCUCAAAUGAUAUUGGAUCCCAGUGUGGCAAUAUACCAAAUGUGUUUUAACAAAAUACUCCAUAAAUCUGUAUUCUCCUCUUGGCCGACAGACUCAUUCCCGACCACGCCGACUCGAUGAUCACGGGUGGGGGGGGUUGGCUCC
Messenger RNA from Dunckerocampus dactyliophorus (ringed pipefish), 6080 nucleotides. RefSeq names its product sodium-dependent neutral amino acid transporter SLC6A17-like. The transcript is spliced from 12 exons. Gene Ontology annotation, cellular component: plasma membrane; synaptic vesicle. The coding region runs from base 659 to 2869 and encodes 736 amino acids. The record is from RefSeq and is a predicted model, not a curated record. Lineage: Eukaryota; Metazoa; Chordata; Actinopteri; Syngnathiformes; Syngnathidae. Gene Ontology annotation, biological process: glycine transport; proline transport; sodium ion transmembrane transport.